Lactuca virosa is the source of this 396-nucleotide messenger RNA. The record is from the annotation of a GenBank genome assembly. NCBI's taxonomy places the organism in Eukaryota, Viridiplantae, Streptophyta, Magnoliopsida, Asterales, Asteraceae.
AUGGCGCCAUCUGUUCUUCUUAACACGCAAAUCGCACUAUGCCUGGUGUUACUCGCGCUUGUACACUCCUCAGGCGCCGAUGUAUCAAACGCCGUGAAGGAGCACUCGCUACGUCUCAUCACCGACGAGCUUGACUGGCCGACAUCGUCGAUGUACGACGGAAUUGACGAGAUCGAUGGCGUAAACGACGAAGAUGGCUCCACCGUCGCCGGUCGGAGAUCUCUGUUCUGGAAGAGGUUUGGAUACUACAUUUCCUAUGGCGCACUCUCCGCUAACAGAGUCCCAUGUCCGCCGCGAUCCGGCCGAUCAUACUACACUCAUGAAUGUUGGAGAGCCAGAGGUCCCGUUCAUCCUUACACUAGAGGUUGCUCCGCCAUCACUCGUUGUCGCCGGUGA